Hypanus sabinus (Atlantic stingray) is the source of this 6175-nucleotide messenger RNA. It is a transcript of the gene ide, whose product is annotated as insulin-degrading enzyme. Gene Ontology annotation, molecular function: metalloendopeptidase activity; metal ion binding. Gene Ontology annotation, biological process: peptide catabolic process. The record is from RefSeq and is a predicted model, not a curated record. NCBI's taxonomy places the organism in Eukaryota, Metazoa, Chordata, Chondrichthyes, Myliobatiformes, Dasyatidae. The transcript has 26 exons. Bases 275 to 3256 code for a protein of 993 amino acids. Gene Ontology annotation, cellular component: mitochondrion; peroxisomal matrix; cytosol.
CCGUAGUCGAACCGCGAGGCCAGCGCGCUCCGGGCUGCUGACUGGGCCGCGCGCGCUGUGCUCGCUCACUGGCUGGCGGCGGGGCGCCGCAGACGGAAGGAGGGCCGCUCCGCUCGGCAGGACGCGCGGGGGAAGGACGCUCGCCGGUGGGGUUGAAUGUUAGAGUGCACAAAAACGGGCCGGACUCUCUCGGUGUAACUGAGCUACGUGAAAAGGAACUACCACUAAGUCUCGCAAAUGCUCUUACUUCUGCAGUCAGUAGCGACAGGAUCAAAUGACACGUGGCCAACGGAGCCUGCAGCCAACAAGAAACCUGAGAAUGACUAACACUGCCAUCAAGAGAAUAGUGACCAAUGUUGUGAAAUCACCAGAGGAUAAACGUGAAUAUCGUGGAUUAGAACUCACCAAUGGCAUCCGUGUAUUACUUAUUCAUGAUCCCACCACUGACAAAUCCUCUGCGGCUCUGGAUGUUCACAUUGGCUCUUUGGCGGAUCCCAAAGAAAUACCAGGCCUAGCCCACUUCUGUGAACAUAUGCUUUUUUUGGGAACAGAAAAGUAUCCAAAGGAGAAUGAAUAUAAUCAAUUUCUCAGUGAACAUGCAGGGAGCUCUAAUGCAUUCACCAGUGGAGAACAUACCAAUUUCUAUUUUGAUGUAUCAAAUGAGCAUUUGGAGGGUGCACUUAAUAGGUUUGCCCAAUUUUUCGUUUGCCCUUUAUUUGAUGCAAGCUGUAAAGACAGAGAAGUCAAUGCUGUUGAUUCAGAGCAUGAGAAAAAUCUAAUGAAUGAUGCCUGGAGGCUGUUCCAAUUGGAGAAAUCUACAGGCAACCCAGAACAUCCAUUUAAUUCUUUUGGAACAGGCAACAAGUUGACCUUGGAAACUAGGCCAGCUGAGAUGGGUAUUGAUGUACGACAAGAGCUCCUUAAAUUUCACUCAGCAAACUAUUCAUCAAACUUGAUGGCUCUCUGUGUGCUGGGGCGAGAAUCCCUGGAUGAGAUGACUGACCUGGUGGUAAAAUUGUUUGCCGAGGUGGAGAACAAGUCUGUACCUGUACCUGAAUAUACUGAACAUCCAUUCAAGGCAGAGCACUUGAAGCAACUGUAUAAAGUGGUCCCUGUCAAGGAUAUCCGAAAUCUUUAUGUUACUUUUCCAAUACCGGAUCUACAGAAAUAUUACAAGUCAAAUCCAGGUCAUUAUCUAGGACAUUUGAUUGGUCAUGAAGGACCAGGGAGUCUCCUAUCAGAACUCAAGUCGAAAGGUUGGGUGAAUACACUUGUUGGUGGACAAAAAGAAGGAGCGAAAGGCUUUAUGUUUUUCAUCAUUAAUGUAGAUCUCACUGAAGAAGGGCUAGUGCACGUUGAAGAUAUAAUUCUACACAUGUUCCAGUAUAUUGCCAAACUACGAACUGAAGGGCCUCAGGAAUGGGUUUUCCAGGAAUGUAAGGAUUUAAAUGCUAUGGCAUUCAGGUUCAAAGAUAAAGAGCGACCAAGAGGAUACACUUCAAAGCUUGCUGGAUCAUUACAUUACUAUCCCAUUGAAGAAGUUUUAGCGGCUGAAUAUCUACUAGAGGAGUUUAGAGCAGACCUAAUAGAGAUGGUACUGGAAAACCUGACACCAGAGACUGUGCGGGUAGCUGUGGUUUCUAAAUCAUUUGAAGGACAAACAGACAGAACUGAAAAAUGGUAUGGCACACAGUACAUGCAAGAAGCCAUUAGUGCUGAUGUCAUCCAGAAAUGGCUGAAUGCAGACUUAAAUGGAAAGUUCAAAUUGCCUGUUAAAAAUGAAUUCAUUCCUACGAAUUUUGAGAUUUUCCCCUUGGAAAAUCAUACUACAACUUUUCCAGCUCUCAUUAAGGAUACUGCCAUGAGCAAAGUGUGGUUCAAGCAAGAUGACAAGUUCUUUUUGCCAAAAGCAUGCUUAAACUUCGAAUUUUUUAGCCCAUUUGCUUAUGUGGAUCCAUUACAUUGUAAUAUGGCCUAUUUGUAUCUUGAACUGCUGAAAGAUUCCCUCAAUGAGUAUGCAUAUGCAGCAGAGCUUGCUGGCUUGAACUAUGACCUACAAAAUACAAUCUAUGGAAUGUAUCUGUCUGUGAAAGGGUAUAAUGACAAGCAGCACAUAAUUCUCAAGAAGAUAAUAGAGAAGAUGGCUACCUUUGAAAUUGAUGAGAAGCGAUUCGAAAUAAUCAAAGAAGCAUAUAUGCGAUCUCUGAAUAAUUUUAGAGCAGAACAGCCUCACCAGCAUGCAAUGUAUUAUCUCAGACUGCUAAUGACUGAGGUGGCAUGGACCAAAGAGGAGCUUAAGGAAGCGUUGGAAGAUGUUACUCUCCUUCGUCUCAAGGCAUUUAUACCUCAACUAUUAUCAAGACUGCACAUUGAAGCUCUUCUCCAUGGCAAUAUUACCAAACAGACUUCUCUGAGUAUUAUACAGAUGGUCGAAGACACACUGAUUCAGCAUGCUCAUACUAAGCCUCUUCUUCCAAGUCAACUUACCCGAUACAGAGAAGUGCAGCUGCCUGACCGGGGAUGGUUUGUGUACCAGCAGAGAAAUGAGGUCCACAACAACUGUGGGAUUGAAAUCUACUACCAGACAGACAUGCAAAACACCCAUGAAAAUAUGCUGUUGGAGCUUUUCUGUCAAAUUAUAUCAGAGCCAUGUUUCAACACACUACGGACCAAAGAACAGUUGGGUUAUAUUGUGUUCAGUGGUCCUCGACGAGCAAAUGGUGUUCAAGGACUGCGUUUUAUCAUCCAAUCGGAAAAACCUCCUAACUACCUGGAAAGUAGAGUUGAGGCUUUUCUCAAGACUAUGGAAAAGCAUAUUGAGGAGAUGACAGAGGAAGCUUUUCAGAAACACGUUCAGGCUCUGGCUAUAAGGCGUCUUGAUAAACCAAAGAAACUCUCAGCUGAGUGCGCUAAGCACUGGAGUGAAAUAAUUUCACAACAAUAUAACUUUGACCGAGAUAAUAUUGAAGUAGCACAUCUGAAGACGCUGACUAAAGAGGACAUAAUAAAUUUCUGCAAGGAGCUCCUGUCAGUCGAUGGUUCCAGGAGGCGCAAGGUCUCCGUGCACGUUCUGUCCCGAGACAUGGAUUCUUGCCCUGUUAUUGAACAUGCUCACUGCCAAAAUGAUGUCAAUUUGACUCCUGCACCACCUUUGCCCCAGCCAAGCAUAAUUGAGGAUAUGACCACAUUCAAACGCAAUUUACCACUCUUUCCAUUGGCAAAGCCUCACAUCAAUUUCAUGGCUGCAAAACUCUGAGAUAUGGAAUACUGAUCCAAAGGAAGGAAGAUGUGACUGAAAAACAUAAGUGACAGUAUUCGUUCUGCUGGGAAUUGGAGAAACAUUCAUAGGAGAUCAUUUUUUAAGUGAACUCUUUGUGAUUAGGAGAGUACAAAGCUAUAUAGUUGUUCUACAUAUUUCUGCCUGUUAAAGGUUCAGCUACCUAAGUGGUGUUUUAAAUAUUGUCCAUAGACGCUUCACACACAAGAUUGGAAAUCUACAAAACACUAAUGUACAAAACAGUGAAAUAACACUGUAUAAUAUGAAUCAAAUUUCUUUUGUGAUAGAGCCUUAUAAUUGAAAUCCAUACCAUGUUUUUACCUUGUACACAAAUUUUGUAGUUUUGAAUUUUUGUGCUCAUACAUCUGGUAGUAAAAUGAUGGAAACUUUUUUUGGUCUCAAACUACUCUGUAAUGUUGAUAUGCCAACCUGCAGUGAAUUCAUUUAUUAAAUCUUGUAAAAGUGACUUUGGGUGAAUUUGGUUCUGUAGUUACCUGAAACAAUGACUUGUGCAGUUAAGCAUGUUUUUAAAAUUCCAGUGAAUAUGUUUGCACAGCGCUGCUAAAGCAGAGCAGAUAGAGAAACUGUUGAUAGGAUGAAAGACCAGAUGAUGCAUUUAUUCUGAGAACUUGUGGAAAGCCUGACUGUAAAAUAGUCUGAAAAUAAGCAAGAGUUUGGGUUUAUCUGGAAAAACUGUAAAAUUUUAUAAAUCAUUCCUUUGCACUACUGAAUUCUAUUAGAGCAAUUAAUGCUUAUAGAUAUUUUUGUUAAAGUAAUAAAGGAAUUGAGAAAAAGCACAAAAAUUGGACCCUAUUAAAAAGAUUUUCUGUUUGCCCUCUUUUGUGAGCUUAUGUAACUUAAAUGUUUCAUAUCUAAGGACCGCAUAAUUCAAAAGCAUCAGAAGAUUUGAGUUCUGAUGAAAGGUUUAUCUCUGCAGAUGUGCCGGCAGACCUGCUGGGCAUUUUUAGCUUUAAUUUAUUUGAUUUCCACAAUCUGCGAGUCUUUUGGUUUUAUAUUGUUAGACCUGUUCUGUGUGCCAGUUCUUAAUUCUUAGUUAAGUGACAAUUGAAGACACAGUAGCAAAUAUCGAAUUAUCAGUAAGAGGGCAUUAAAGGCAAGAACUAGAGAUUUAGCCACUAGCUUAAAGCAGAACAGUGACAGUAAAAGUUACAUAAAUGCAUCAUUUGUAUAUAAUCAGUGUAUCAGGAUGGUUGUAAUCACUUGCAUAUAUGAUAGCACUGCAUUAGUAUCUCUGUGCUGUCAACAAGGGUAUCAACCAUGAGAUUUACAAUAAGACUUAGUAGAAUAACUGAUUAUGGCUAUCAAAUAUUGCAUGAUAUUGAGUAACGUACCAGGAGUCAAAAGCAGAAUUCAUGAAGCAAAAAAUAAACAAGGUAACAGGCCAUUAUAGCCAAAUGAAAUUGCACUGAAGGGCAAGUAGAAAUGAUUGUUGCUACAUUGUGUGGUUUUGGGAGCAGUCAACAACUAUGGAGUCUCCUCUUUAACAUUUGGCAAUAGUUACUCAUGAAGUCCUGCCAGUUAUUUCCAAUUUUACUUGUGGAGAUCAUUUGAUCAACUUUGUAAGAUCACAGUUCCUAAAUAAAUUUGUGUUGCUGUGAACCUGACAUUCAGUGCAAAGUCAGUUUUAUACAAGGUGCCCUUGUUCUAAAGUAUGUAAAGACAUUUUAACAAGCUUUCCCUGUCAAUUCUACUAUGCUGCUACACUGAGCUGACUCUUAUUUUUCCUUGUCACCCAGUAUCACAUCUUACCAUGUAAUAGUACAAUUAUUUCAAGAGAUUUAAACAUCUAUUUGUACCAAGAAUCUAGUUAGCAAAAGAAGAGUUGUCCAUGGUAACACUGUGAGGCUUAAACACAGUGUGGUGAAACUAAGCAUAUCAUAUAGUCAUUGAUUUUACAAAAUACUUUCAGAAUAGAUGUCUUUGAUUAUAACUAUUUCUCUGAACACCCACCCACUCAUCCUCUGCUAUUGCAAGUAAUUUCCUGAAAUGUUUUGGUUUACUGAGAAUAGUGAUGCAGUAUUUCAGAAAUGGAUAUCACCUUGGAGUUGUGAUCCUGCAGAAUUUCAGAAGGUGUUUAGGAAAUAAUUUUUUCCUGUGAGAUCAUGGCUGACAGACUGGGGAAAGUCUUUUGAAUUAGACUGUAUGUUUGAAUCACAUUCAAUCUAGCAGCAAAAGGUACAGAAUGUAGUUUGACAUUUCAAGUUUAUAAUAUUAGAUAAGGUUAGUAAUAAUAAUUUUAAAUAAUUUUAAAAAUAUAUUAGCAUACAAACUUGUGUACAAUUCUUUCACAAAUUUCACUCUGCUGAUGAGCUAAAUGAAAUAUAUAUCCUAUUUUCUGACGAUGCAACAUAGUUGUACAUAGGCAUCAUUCUUGAGGCCAGUGAUAAUUUUUGCAUUGUGGUACAUACUGAAUAUCUAUUAUAAAGUCAGAUUUGGAAUUAAUAUGGUGCAAUAUAUAGACCAGAAAAUUAGAUUAAAAGCUAAUACUUGAAAGAGAAUUUAUUUUGGUGUGACACAUGUUUUCUAGUGGUCUCAGAUCCUUUGCUGCAGUGAUAGUGUUCUCUAUUAUGUUUCCAACAUUUUACUGACUUGUGUAGCAGUGCAGAUUGACUCAGGCAUAUCCAUGGAUAUCCAUUUAGAGGAAUCCAAAGAUGCAGCUUUUUCCAAGCAAUAACAGCCAACAGAGCAUCUACAAAUAUUCACUCUGUUUUUAUGGCUUGUGAAUAGUUGAUCAAUUUUUGUUGACUGUGACAUUAAUUACUCAACAACUUGAAUUUGAGUAUUUUGGAACAUUUGUUGUGGAACUGGAUGUAAAAAAAAGUAUAGCUACUGUACUGAAAAGGAUGUUACUGUUCACAAUAAAAUAAACUCAUGAUC